Molecule: messenger RNA, 867 nt
Organism: Adineta steineri
Lineage: Eukaryota; Metazoa; Rotifera; Eurotatoria; Adinetida; Adinetidae
Source: the annotation of a GenBank genome assembly
AUGUAUCAACAAGCCGAACAAGAAGCUCUUCUCGCUGGUCAUGGUCGUGUUAAUCAACUCGGUGGAGUUUUUAUCAAUGGUCGUCCAUUACCUGAUUGCAUUCGUCGUCAAAUCAUUGAUAUGGCUAGAACUGGAAUUCGUCCUUGUGUUAUUAGUCGUCAAUUACAAGUAUCUCAUGGAUGUGUUUCAAAAAUUCUCUCACGUUAUAAUGAAACAGGUUCUUAUAAACCUGGUCCAAUUGGUAAUAAAAAUAAUCAACGACAAGUUAAAAACAAUAAUUUAGAAAUUGAUAAUGAUGAUGAUCAAACAACUGAAGAAUCAGAUGAGAGUAAAAAUAAUUCACUUAAUGAUACAUUACCAUUGCGUCCAGUUAAAAAUGUAACUAAUAAUUCACGUCGUUAUCGUUCAUCAUUUAAUGCUGAACAAAUUGAAAUGCUUGAACGAACAUUUUCUCAUACACCAUAUCCUGAUGUAUCUACACGUGAACGACUUUCACAAUGUUUAAAUAUUGAAGAAAAUCGACUUCAAAUAUGGUUUAGUAAUCGACGAGCUCGUACUCGUAAAACAACUGCUAUAUCCACUUCUAGUAUUGUCAAAGACGAAGAAAACACGAUACCAUCAUUUCUUGCAUCACCUGUUAUGGAUAUGAAACCAUAUUCAACUGCGACCAAUAUUUUUGAUCCAACAGUAACAUCCAGUCCAUGUUCAAGUUAUUGGCCGCCAUCAUCUUCAAUGUCAUAUGGAUCAAUCAAUCCUUCAUACGCACCAAUGAGUAGUCAUUAUUAUUCAACAUACGAUUCACCAAGUACAACAUCAGUCUAUCCUAAUUAUCCAUUGUCAUAUUCACCGUAUCCUUCAUUCUAUUAA